Ruditapes philippinarum (Manila clam) is the source of this 3667-nucleotide messenger RNA. RefSeq lists its product as uncharacterized. Lineage: Eukaryota; Metazoa; Mollusca; Bivalvia; Venerida; Veneridae. The coding region runs from base 173 to 3580 and encodes 1135 amino acids. Gene Ontology annotation, biological process: regulation of ribosomal protein gene transcription by RNA polymerase II. The transcript is spliced from 2 exons. The record is from RefSeq and is a predicted model, not a curated record. Gene Ontology annotation, cellular component: nucleus. Gene Ontology annotation, molecular function: protein binding; sequence-specific DNA binding.
CCGCGCGUUACUUUUUAGUGUCAUUACAGCAAACCGUACCACGUGACUUGUUUAUUAAUAGUCAGCAAGGCUUCAUCUCGGAGAAAAGUGGAAAUUUUUGUCCCAAAUUGCAAAAUUUAUGCAAUUAAAGACGCCGGUUUAUUUUUAAAACAGACCAUCAUCUUUGUCCAUCAUGGCAGACAAGAAAAGGAAAGCAGCAGAGAGCAAUAAGACCCCAGCAAAGAAAAGGAAAGUUGAGACUCCUAAGAAAACCCCUGCAUCUGCAAAGAAAGCAAACACUCCAGCACCCAAGAAGGUCACAUCUUCAAAAGUAAAGAAACCUGAACCAAAGAAAACACCUGCGAAGACUGUCAAGACUCCAGGCAAAGCAAAAAAUGCUUCAAAAACACCCACAAAAAAGCCUACUCCUAAACCAGCACCGAAGAAAAAGGCAACAUUAGCUGUCAAAACUGUCACCAGAACAAAACUUGAAAAAGCUAAAGCUGCAACUACUAAAGCAAAUCUUGAAAAGGCAAAAAUUCUGAAAGCAAAAGCAGCUGCAGCAGCUAAAGCUAAGCUUAAAACUACUAAGAACGCAGCAAAACCAAAGGCAUUAGUCAAGGGUUCAGUAAAACCGAAGCCAAAAGUUGUAGCGAAAUCUGCACCUGAGAAGAAAGGUAGAACUCCUGCAAACGUAUCUGAAAAAACCCCAGCUAAGAAACCAGAGGAGAAAAAGAAAGAACCCCCUAAGAAAGAAGAAGAAAAAAAGGAAACGCCAAAAGCUAAAGCCCCAGUUAAGAAAGAAACUCCAGCUGCAAAAGCAUCUGCAAAGAAACAGCCUGCUGCCGAAUCUGUCUCUAAAAGGAAAAACACAGUUCAAGAGGAAAGUACAGAAGCCCCAAGAAAACGGAGAAUGAUUACUCCAAAUAAAAAGUUUGCUGACUAUGAACUCGAUGUACCAGCCAAACGGACUAUCACACCUAACAAAAAGUACGCUGAUUAUGAAACCGAGUCAUCAUCUAAACGAGUAUCAGAGCUGAGAGCUUUUAUCCAAGACAAAAAGAAGUCUCCAGAACCAGAGAGUCCCAAGUCGCCUGAAAAAGCAGUCAAAGCUAAAACUCAACCAGCCAAGAAAACUGAGGAAACAAAGGCAACUCCAGCAAGAGAAAUAAAAGUAUUUAAACCAAGUGAUAUGAAGCCUGCAGAAAAGCUCAUGAAAAAGCUACAAAAGAAACUAGAAAAAGAAGCUAAGUCUGGGUCAACACCAAAGCCUGCAGAAAACCGUGAGAAAGCUAAGAUAAAAAUCACGAAAGUUGUAACCUACAACAAGCCAAUGUCAUCUGAUGAAAAGGAGAUGAGGUCUAUUAAAGCAACACCAAAAGCAAAAGCAGUUACAGCAGCUGUAAAGGCAGUCACACCAAGUGUAACUGCAAAAACACCAAAACAAACAUCUGCAAAGCCGAAUGCUACAAAGGUGGCCAAAGCAACUCCAAAGGCAACACCUAAAUCCAAGGCACCUGAAAAACAACGUCCUAAACCAAAGAAAAUUAAAGAGUUACCAAGAGCAGAAAGACCUAUUCAGGCAAAACUUAAUUGCCAGAAAUCUAUUAAAUCCAAGGAUGAUAACAGCGAGUUGAACUGUUGGAUAACUGGAAUAGGUGUAUUUCCAAGUGGCGAAAUAAUAAUGGUUGACAUGACUAACAGAAAGAUCAAACUUUUUAGCAAGGACUUUGACUUUUUGAGCCAGGUGAAACUUGAUACAAUUCCACAAGACAUUUCAGUUAGUCCAGUCAAUGCUAGUGAUGCAUACUUUACCAAGCCAUUUUCACAAGAGGGUAUUCAGAAAGUCUCAAUGUCUGAUGGUAAGCUGACACUGAAGGAAUCUUUCCGGACCAAUGGGACAAAUCGUGGUAUAACAUGUACAAAAGGUGGUAUUUUGACUUCUGUCCAAGAUGGCCGCUAUCAUGAUCUAGAUAUUAAUCACUUUAAGAUUGAUCUCCUUGACUAUGAAGGUAAGGUGUUACAAUCAGUGUCCACCGACUUGAAUGGCUCUCGUCUGUUUAAACUGCCACUUUAUUUUGCUGUAAACAACACUGGAAAACAAAUGAUUGUAGCAGACUGUAUCAAGCACUUCUCUUACAUUGUAAGUGUUGACAUGACUGGGAAAGUGAAGUUCAAGUAUGAAGGCAUUGGUGAUAACUUGGUUACACCACGAGGGCUUACAAUCGAUGAUGACGACAACAUCUAUGUCACAGAAUGGGAAGGCCAGAAUGUCUAUGUCCUUUCUCCAACAGGAAAACGAUUGCAAGUUUUAUUGACCCACCAUGAAGUUGUUGCUGAUGGCCUUGAUGGACUACAAAAGCCAUACCAACUUUGCUUUUACAAACAGGAUGAUGUUAAAAAACUCAUAGUCAGUCAAGAGGGUUGUAAUACCGUGAAGGUGUUUGAAGUGUUUAAAAAAGCCCCUGAAACUGAAGAAUCAAAGCAAGCUGCUGCAAAUGCUGUUGCAGAAACUAAAAAAAUACCAAAUGGGGAAGCCAGUCCUGCUAAACGUACACCAGUUACUCCAAGGAAAAAUGGUGCCCAGAUCAGCGUAUCUGUUACAGCUCCUGCAACAGAUUUAAACAAACAAACACCAAAAGUAGUAAGGAAAGAAACAGCUGCUAAAGUUGUAGUCAUACCACAGAAGGCUCCUGAACAAAAACCUGUUGAGAAAGCACAAAAUACAAGUACUGAAAUUACAAAAAUCUCCACAACUGAGGCUUCGGUAGGAGAACAAAAUACACAGACAGAACCAGAUGUUCCUGAAACACCCAAAGAAUCAACUGAAGUAAGCCCACCUGUUUUGAAUCCUGAAUUUGGUGAUGACUUUGAAACAGGUGAAAAUGACACUGAAGCAAAUUCCUCUGUACAAGACGCAAUCAAUUCAUUAAAUGAUUCCAAAGAAGAGCAAGUUGUUAGUGAAACAGAAAUAGUUCAAAAUAUUGCUGAUGCAAAUCUUGAAAGCGACAUAGGUGCUAAUCUUGGAAAUGUGGUAGAAGGUAGUAAUGCGGUAGUGAUAAAUGAAAGUAAUGUGAAUGAAGUCCAAACCAAUCUUGUUGGUGCAGUUGAUGCAAAUCAAGUUCAUGUUGAAGUUUAUGAGCAAGCUACUGUACCUCAAGUUGAAACUGUUGAGACACCACAAGACAUUUCUGACAAUGUUAAUGUCCAACAAGAAGUAGUACAAGUGCCUGAAGUCAUGAGUGUUGAACAAGUUCAGUUGGUAGAUUCACAGUAUGGGCAGGUUCUCAUUCCUGGAGGUGAAAUAAUUACAACACAAUCUAUUGAUACUGAAAUCCAGUCAGUGCCUAUGGAAUCGGUUGCCCAAGAGACAAUUAUAAUUCAGCAAGACGUCAAUCAAAUGGUGCCGCACCAGUACGAGAAAAUUGAAACUGUGACAAUGAACAAUAAUGAUGCCAGCAAUCUGUUACAAACUGAAACAGUGCACUAUGUUACAGCAGUCAGCAUGCCAGAUGGUUAUGCUACAAACAUUGCUCAAAGUGAAAUUGUUACUUCGGAAAUGCCUGAGGAAAUUAUUACAAUGGUGAAUGAGACUGUAUGAUUGUUUUAAUACUGAAAUUUUAUAAAACAUGAAAGUUAUCAAACUGAACUUGUAUGUGAAAAAAAUGUUCUGAAAAAAAUUUAGUAA